AUGUUGAGAAAUCCCUACAUCAGAGCUUCAUGCGGGAGAGCGCUUCAAAUGGCGAAGAAGCGGAAAGAGCAGGCGCAGGCCAAGAAAAGCGAGGAGGAGAAGAAGACCGAAGAAGCCGCUGAGGAGAACGGCGGGCAACCAGAAGAGGGAGAAGCGGAGAAGGAGAAGCCUGAGGAGGGCGAGGAAAAGGUGGACAAGGCGGAGGAGCAGCCGGACGAGCCCGAGGAGAUGAAAAUCGAUGCUGCUUCUUUGGAUCCCUUCGCUGUCGAGGAUGUUGCCGACCUCGGAAACGGGGAGCCGCUUUUUGCGGAGUUUACCUUCGAGGACUGGAUGCUGCUGUCCUUGAGAUUCGAGCUUCACCUGCUCUGUCAUGCCUUUCGACAUGACUUGGACGAUCCUGAUCGGCCAAGCUUCAAAGAGAACCACUUCAGCUUCUACUACCAGAAGUACUACAAGCGUGGCUUCAACUUGAAGAGCUUCGGAGUUGAGUCGACAGAGGGCCUCAUCGGCCUCAUCAAGGACACCGUGGAGUUGACUCCCAGCGGCUCCUUGGAGACGCAGCUGAGCAACGACACGCCCCUAGAUAACUUCCUCCGCCUGACGGAGGAUGCGCGUCGAGAUCGACAGCUUCGUAUCGAUUCCGGCGAUGAGCUGGCGUACCUGAAAUUCCAGCGGCCGACCCCUGCUCCGGCGGCGUAUGAGAAGGGCGGCAAGGGCGCGCAUCAUGGCAAGGGGGCCUACAACAGAGGUCCACCGCCGCCGCCACCGACGCAAGGUCGCCAGCCUUACAACUAUUCAGGUGCCAGUCGCGGAGGAGCCCCGCCUGCACAAGGCCAGACCACUUACGCGCAGAAGCGGCCGUACAAUGAAUCUGGCGGCCACUAUCCAGCUGCGAAAACUCAAAGGGCCUCCUACGGUGGCACCCCGUCUCCUGCGACCUCCUACUCUGGAGGCUCGGCCGGGCAGCAGCACGGCGGCCAGCGGUACCAGCGUGGAGGAGGUGGCUCCUAUAGCGGAGCUCAGGGCGGCGGUGCCGGCGGCGGCAACACCAACAGAGGUUACAACUCUUACUCGCGGCGGUGA
Messenger RNA from Symbiodinium sp. CCMP2592, 1083 nucleotides. The record is from the annotation of a GenBank genome assembly. NCBI's taxonomy places the organism in Eukaryota, Dinophyceae, Suessiales, Symbiodiniaceae.